Messenger RNA from Plasmopara halstedii, 933 nucleotides. RefSeq lists its product as uncharacterized. The transcript has a single exon. The record is from RefSeq and is a predicted model, not a curated record. The coding region runs from base 1 to 933 and encodes 310 amino acids. Lineage: Eukaryota; Oomycota; Peronosporomycetes; Peronosporales; Peronosporaceae.
AUGCCGCGAGGAGUUCGUCGCGAUGAUCACAUUGCAACGGUUGAGAAUACCGUUGAGGAAAAGGUACGUAUGCGCUUUGGUCGCGGAGAGGAUUACUUGCUAGCAAUUCAAGUAAGAGUGGAUACUCCAUACAAAGCUCGACAUGGUGCGAUUGGAGAGAGUUGGGACGUUUUAGCUGAGAGAUUAAAUCAGCACCCAGAUUUUCACAUGCGACCUAUCAAAGGCACAACAGCAAAAGCGCGAUUUGAUACGAUUGUGGCUCAUCACCGACUUUGGAUGGAAAGGGCAAAUGUUGAGAAAUGUGGCGAUAUCGAUAGUCCGUAUCGUAUCACCAUGACUGAAUUGAUCAAGGAAAUUGACAAUUAUUUGAAAAGUAACAUCAAACUCAUCGUAAAUGAAGCUGAUUCUCAUCAAGAGGACAUGAACGUUGAGGAAUCUCGAAGUAGCUCGCGACUUGGUAAGCGUCAAGCCACCCCAGACGCUUUUGACAUAGAACCCGAGGCACGCGAGGUUUUUAUGUUGCCACGAGCUAUUGGUAUCGAGCAGACACAAAUUCAACCAGGUGAUUCAUCGGAGACACAAGAGCCACAAGUCACGGAGGCGUCAGAAACUUUUGCGACACUAGAAGAGCCGGUUCCUGAUUUACUCACGGUAAAGCAAGCGAUGGGUGAGCUGUUAAAGAUGCAACACGUAUUUGCUGCGCGUUCAGGUGAGAUUCGUGUCGUUGACAUUGAAAAGAUGAAUGAGGCAAGACUUCGAGAAGAAGAGGAAAAGACAAGACAGCGUAGUUUUGAGCUUCAAAUUGAGAUUCAGCGUACGAAGCGACGGCAAUUGGAGCUCGAGUUUGAGCGAGACGAACGGAGGAAGGACCGUGAAGAACAAGCAAAGCUCAUUGCGAAUCUAUUACAACACUUCGAACCGAAAAAAUGUUAA